GGCGCGGGGCCGCGGGGCCGCCAUGGAGGAGGAGCCGCCGCCGCCGCCGCCGCCGCCGCCGUGCCCAGCGCGGGGCCAGCGGCAGCCGGCGGCCGUGGGGCUCCCGCCGCCGCCGCGCCAUGGGCCGCUUCCCCGCCGCCGCCGCUGCCAUGGCGGCCGCCUUCCUCAGCCCCAGCCUCGCCUUCAGCUCCCACUUCGACCCCGACGGCACCCCCCUUAGUGAGCUCUCCUGGUCCUCCUCGCUGGCUGUUGUGGCCGUUUCCUUCUCGGGGCUCUUCACCUUCAUCUUCCUCAUGUUGGCCUGUCUGUGCUGCAAGAAGGGGGACAUUGGCUUCAAGGAGUUUGAGAACGCCGAGGGGGACGACUACGUGACAGAGCUGUCGGCCCAGGGCUCGCCUGCCCCCCAGCAUGGCCCCGAGGUCUAUGUCCUGCCCCUCACCAAGGUGUCCCUGCCCAUGGCCAAGCAGCCGGGGCGCUCAGUGCAGCUCCUCAAGUCGGCGGACCUGGGGCGGCAGAGCCUGCUGUACCUGAAGGAGAUCGGCCAUGGCUGGUUCGGCAAGGUGUUCCUGGGGGAGGUGAACUCGGGCAUCAGCAGCACCCAGGUGGUGGUGAAGGAGCUGAAGGCGAGUGCCAGUGUGCAGGACCAGAUGCAGUUCCUGGAAGAAGCACAGCCCUACAGAGCCCUCCAGCACACCAACCUGCUGCAGUGCCUGGCCCAGUGCGCCGAGGUCACCCCGUACCUGCUGGUGAUGGAGUUCUGCCCGCUGGGUGACCUGAAGGGGUACCUGCGGAGCUGCCGGGGGGCCGAGGCCAUGACCCCCGACCUGCUGACCCUGCAGAGGAUGGCGUGCGAGGUGGCCUGCGGCGUCCUGCACCUGCACAGGAACAACUACAUCCACAGCGACCUGGCCCUGCGGAACUGCCUCCUCACCGCCGACCUCACCGUGAAGAUCGGGGACUACGGGCUCUCGCACUGCAAGUACAAAGACGACUACUUCGUGACGGCCGACCAGCUGUGGGUGCCGCUGCGCUGGAUCGCGCCCGAGCUCAUCGACGAGGUGCAUGGCAACCUGCUCGUGGUGGACCAGACCAAGGCCAGCAACGUCUGGUCGCUGGGCGUCACCAUCUGGGAGCUGUUUGAGCUGGGCAGCCAGCCCUACGACCACUACUCUGACCGCCAAGUGCUGGCCUACGCCAUCAAGGAGCAGCAGCUGAAGCUGCCCAAGCCCCAGCUGAAGCUGUCGCUGUCGGAGCGCUGGUACGAGGUGAUGCAGUUCUGCUGGCUGCAGCCCGAGCAGCGUCCCACGGCCGAGGAGGUGCACCUGCUGCUGUCCUACCUGUGCGCCAAGGGGGCCACGGAGGCCGAGGAGGACUUCGAGAAGCGCUGGAAUUCCAUGAAACCCAACGGCAGCGCCAGCGGCAGCCACCACGGCCCCGAGCUCUCGUCCUUCCCGCUGCUGGAGCAGUUCUCGGCCGACGGGUUCCCCUCGGACGGGGACGACAUCCUCACCGUCAUGGAGACCAGCCACGGCCUCAACUUCGAGUACAAGUGGGAGCACACCAAGACUGAGCACUUCCAGGCCCCCCUGGGGUCCCUGAGCCCCAGCAGCGCCGCCCGCUACCACGACCUCUAUUACCCGGCCACGACGGCGGGGCUCAGCCUGGGGGUGUCCCCAUCCUGCUACGAGUGCAAGGCGUCCGGCUGCCCCGGGGUGCCGGCGCCCGGCGUGGUGCCCAUCCUGGGCGCCCACAGCCCCUCUCUGGGCAGCGAGUACUACAUCCGCAUCGAGGGCCCCGGCGAGGGCAGCGCCGAGCUGGACUACGCCAUGUGCACCUACAGCCCGGCGGGCGAGCAGGGCGCUCUGCGGCCCCCGGCCUGCUGGAGAGCCCAGGGCGGCCGCAGCGGCGGCACCUACGACUCGGAGUCGGGCAGCCCCACCGUGUCCCUGAGCAUGGAGCCGCUGCUGGGCCACGCACCCGCGGCCGAGGGCUCCUGGGAGUGCGCCGAGUACUACCCCUACCCCUGCCCCGGGCAGGAGCCGCGGGGCUACGAGCCGUCCCCCAGCCACGGGGCCGAGGGGUACCUGCUGGAGGAGGAGCCCCCCCAGCCGGGCGGCCAGGACUGGCCCGUCCCCGCCUUCCAGCCCGGUGUCUUUGCCGACCCGCUGGGCGUCUCGCCGUCGGGGAACUGCGCCUACAGCCCGCCGGGGUACGGGGGCGCAGCGGGCCCGAGCGGGGCCCCGCCGGACUGCGUGGCGCUGGAGCUGGGCGAGGACAGCCCCCCCAGCGCCCCCCACCCCGCCGCUGCCAGCCCCCCGCCUCAGCGCCAGCCGUGGGCCUCCAACAGCUCCUCCAACAACAACAUCGGCAGCGGCAGCCCCCGCGAGCCCCCGGCCGGCGACAGCUGGUGCUACCGCCGCAUGAUCACCUUCCGCGGGCUCAUGGCCAAGCCGCUGGGCACGGUGCCCCGCGGGCAGCCCCAGCUCGGGGGGUCCCCGCCGGGACACGACUUCCUCCGCCCGCGGCAGGAUCAGCCCCCCGCCAUGGCCGGCGGCUCCUCCUCCCCGUGCCGCUCGCCCUCCCCGCGGCGGCAGGCCUGGCACGGCCGUGACUCAUCACCCUGCGGCCCCGCGCAGCCCGGCACGCUGGCGGAGAGCCCCGCCGCGCCCUGGGGCCCCGCCGCGGCCCCGCCACCUGCGCCGGGGGCCCCGCGCGAUGCCCACCCUGAGGAGAGCUCGGCCGGGGACAGCCCUGCCCGCAGCCCGCUGCCCCCCGCCGCCGCGGGGCCGGGGGAAGCCGCCUCCCCCAUGGCUGGCACGGCCGCCCCGAGCCCCGGCCCCCCCGGCGAGCCCGGCGCGGACGGCGCCCAGCCCGCAGCGGAGCCCGCCGAGGCGCCCGCGGAGGCCGCGGCCGAGAGCGGCGCCUGUGCCGCCAGCGACGCCGACCGGACGCCGGACAAGACCUUCUCCAGCAGCAGCUUCCCCAGCGCGGACGAGGGCAGCGACGAGGACACGGCCGAGCUGACCUCCGGCGUCUUCACCGACUUCUCCGGAGAAUACACGGAGCGGGCGGAGGCGGCCCCGGCGCUCAGGUCCCUGCAGAAGCAGGUGGGGACGCCGGACUCGCUGGAGUCGCUGGACAUCCCCUCCACGGCCAGCUCCUGCGAGGUGCUCAGCCCCGGCGCCUUCGCGCCCGCCGGCCAGGCCCGGGCCCUCGACAGCGGCUACGACACCGAGAACAACGAGUCCCCCGAGUUCGUCCUCAAGGAGCCCCACGAGCCCCGAGAGCCCGAGGCCUUCAGCCAGCUGGGCAAGCCGCCCCCGGGGCUGCCGGGGGGCGAGGGCGAGGCUGCGGCCCCCGAGACGCGGCUGCCCAGCGGCCCGGGGCCCGAGCCGGCCGACCUGGCCGAGAAGAGCCCCUACCGCGACUCUGCCUAUUUCUCUGACUGCGACGCCGAGGCCGAGCGCGGCCACAAGGACGAGGGGGACAGCGAUGGGUCCCGCACGCCGGAGGCAGAGGAGGGUCCCCGCUCCCCUUUGCAGGACAUAGGGCGAGGAGAGGACCCGCUGCACCCGCCGGGGGCACCCGGCAGCCCCCCGGCAGCGCCUGGCGUCGCGGUGGUGGUGCCCACGGCAGCGGCGGUGGCUUUGGAGGGGGACUGGGUGGCGACAGGGGCCGGGAGCUCACCGGAGCAGGUGCCUGGCACCGAGCAGAGCCCCGCUGGCACGGGGCUGGUGCCGGGCAGCCCCCCGCGCCCUGACACAGACACCUGUCCCCCAGGCUCUGUCACCCCCAAGACUUUCCUCUUGACCCCAGUGCCAGUGAGCCCUGGGGAGCCAUCAGCUGUUGGAGGGACCUGCGUGUCCGAGGGCCUCUCUGGACUUGGGGGGGCCACAGUGGGGGACAAACAGACUGUGACCCCUGCUCUGGGGCUUGGGGAGCAGGGGCUGCCCCUGGAGGGGUCUGGGGCAGGUGACGCGCCAGGGGGUCCCAGCACUCUGGUCCCUGGGGGUGAAUCACCGCCGGGUCUCUCCCCGGCCCCGGCUGCCCCCGAGCGCCGCGAGGAGCCAGAGGAGGAGGAGGAGGACACAGAAGACAGCGACGAGUCGGAUGAGGAGCUGCGCUGCUACAACAUCCAGGAGCAGAGCGAGGAGAGCGAGGAGGAGCCGGCGGCCGUGCCCAUCGUGGUGGCCGAGAGCCACAGCGGCCGGAACCUGCGCAGCCUCCUCAAGAUGCCCAGCCUGCUGUCCGAGUCCUUCUGCGAGGACCUGGAGCGCAAGAAAAAGGCCGUCUCCUUCUACGACGAUGUGACCAUCUACCUCUUCGACCAGGAAAGCCCCACGCGGGAGCUGGCUGAGCAGAGCUUCCCAGAGCCCACCCUGCCUUCGGGGCAGCCCCCUUCGCCUUCGGGGCAGCCCCCUGCCAGUGGCAGCCCCCCCAGCCCCACGGACAGGCUCGGAGCUUCUGACGACUCUUCGGACGGCAACGCCUCGGAAGAGAGCGGUGGCUUCGAGUGGGACGACGACUUCCCACUGAUGCCAGUGAAGCAGUCCCUGGUGGCCGCGCUGCCGGGGACGCCGGCAGAGCCCCCCGCGGCCGUGCCCGCCCUGGUGCCAGCGCAGAAACAGGUGCUGCCCAUCCAGUUCUCCCGGUUCACGGUCUCACCCGCCCCGGUGUCCCGGUUCUCCAUCACCCACGUCUCCGACUCGGACAUGGACUCCAUAGGAGGCAGCAGCGAAGACGGUGACCGGGAGUGAGCCCGCGGGACGCAGCCGGCAUUGCCCUGGCAGCGGGGCGGCGCGGGCCGGCGGGGCCGGCGCGGGGGCCGCCCGUGGGCUCCCAGACCCCGCUCGGCAGUUUUUAGGCAGAUUUUAUCACAAGGAACUCGUUUGCUGCUUCGAGUGGGAGCGGGGCCGGCGCGGCCCCCGCGGGGCCAGGCGGUGGGUGACGGUGACGCCGUGCGCGUGUGCGGGUGGCUGUGAGCGUGCGUGUAAAAUAGACACUUAUAUAUAUAUAUAUAUACAUAUAUAUAUAUAAAUUAUAGCGUUUCAAGGGUAGUGCCCUGACCUUGCUAACAUUUGCGGAGUGUCCUCCCCAGUGAAGUUCCCCCUUGGCUUCUUGCCUACAUGUGCUCCCCGAGGCAGUUUGUCCCCACACCCCUUCUCCCCCGGGCUGUCCCCCUCCCUGUGCCCUGUGCUCAGUCUUGCACCUUGUGGCAGCUUGGCUGUCCCACAGCUGUCCCACAGCGGCCCCAUGGCUGCCCCAGAGGCACUCCAUGACAUUCCUGACCAAGGGGCCACUGGCUGCUGCCAGUCUGGAUGUCACUUCCUGUGCCAGGGGUGCCACCAGCUACCCAGAGUGUGGUCCCCAUGGCUUUGGAGCUCCCCUCCCUUGGUUUGCAGGGAUCAGUCCCAGCUGGGGACCCUGAGGACUGCUGGGACCCCUGCCCAUUGUAGCGAGGAGCAGCAUGUGGAGGGCUGGUUGUGGGGGGGGUAUCCCCCACCGGGACCCGUCAACCUGACUAUUUUUGUAUUUAAACAAAAUUACUAAAAAACCCCAACCCCACCCCAAAACCAAAACUUGCUGUUGACUGAACCCACAUUGAUGCGAUUUUAAGUUAUUGCUGCCAAAGAGACUUAUUGGGGAGGGGGGGGAGGGGGGCGCGCUCGUGGUUCUUUGUUGUUUUGGGUUUUUUUUGUUUGUUUCUUUCUUUGUUUUGUUUUUUUUUUUUUUUUUUCUAAAAUUCAUUCGAGGCUUAGGAUAAUUGUGCAAUUCCAGCUUCCGGAAGGAAAUAGAAGUAAGCGGAGCUGAGCGAAACCUUGAAUUCAGGGCUGGUUCCUUUUGGGGUCUAUAGACCAAACCCUGAGGUGAGAAAUGUCCCCCCUGAGCCCCUGCCCCUGUCCUGGCUCCUGUGUAGGGGGAUGAGGGACACUGCACAGACAGCCCCCACGUGGGAUGGGGCUGGUGCCCGGGGUUCUGCUCCAUGCCACAGAGGAUCCCACCCUGGGCUGGACGCAGCUCUGGCAGCAGGACCCAUGGGCUGAGCCUGUCCCCAGCCCAGCCUGGCACCAGUGCUGGCAGAGGUGUCCCCGUACUGACCCACCCUUCUCCCGCCCUCUCCCAUGGCCAGCCCAGCCUGGAGCUGUGUCCCAGCUGGAGUGCCCUCGGUGCUCAGGGUGCUGUUGUGGGGGCCAGGGGCUGUUCCCUAGCCCAGGACUGUGGGGGACCCCAACAUCAGCCCCAGGGUGGCCACGCCACCCCAUACCCCCAUGCUAGUUCCUCCCCCCUACUAAGCAGUUAGUGCUUAUUUCAGUGUUUUAUUCAAGCCCCCACCUGGCCUGUAACCCCCCCACCCCAAUUCUCCCAAGCUUUUUCCUUCUCCUUUACAACAGGAGGGCCACCCCCUUCCCUGACCAGGGGUGCAGCACCCAGGGCUGCUGCCCAUGCAGGACUGGGAUGCUCCCAGGGUUCCCUUCCCUCAGUACCCACCCUCCUACCCCCUGAUCCCCCCUUCCCUGCACUCCCCAACACUGGGGGGUGUUUGCUCAGCCCCUGGCACCCAGGGGUGCUGGUGCAGCCCCCACCCCACACCCCAGGUUUGGUCUAUGGCGCCGCAGGUCCCGGCCCCCAGGGCGGAUAAGGACAGAGCUGUGGCUUGGGUAACUUUUUUAAUAGAAAGGCUCUUCUUACAUGGUCUAUUUUCUCAAUACGGGUCAUAAUUGCUGUAUUUUUUAUCAGUGCUGAUUUCCAUACAGCUCCCAGCAUGUGUGUCAAAUCUCAUCGGGCCAAUAAUAAAGUUUUUAAAAUAUCUUAA
Passer domesticus (house sparrow) is the source of this 6814-nucleotide messenger RNA. RefSeq names its product apoptosis associated tyrosine kinase (gene LMTK1). The transcript has 14 exons. Gene Ontology annotation, molecular function: protein tyrosine kinase activity; ATP binding. Lineage: Eukaryota; Metazoa; Chordata; Aves; Passeriformes; Passeridae. The record is from RefSeq and is a predicted model, not a curated record. Bases 120 to 4757 code for a protein of 1545 amino acids. Gene Ontology annotation, biological process: peptidyl-tyrosine autophosphorylation; brain development.